CAGCCUUCCCAGGAAACAUGCGCCCUGCUCAAACCACUCAGCCACCACUCCUCCGCCUUAUGUACUGCAGUAUAUCUUUAAAGGUGAAAGGUGUGAGAAUGAAUAUCCCUGAUCUGUAGUGUGACUGCGUUAAAACACAGAAACGUGACGUUAUCUCUUAGUUCUGGUAAUCAGUUACUCCCAUAUUCUCUGCUGCUGGUCCAGAGGUCAUUGCGGAGGUAUAUCAGUUUAGUUUACUGCUUUCUUUCUGUCUGUCAUCUUCCUCUCUGUUUUUGGUUUGUGUGAAUGUGAAACCAGAGGACCCAUUGUAGCCAUGGACUGGGUUAAAGGGUUACAGAAAAACAAGAAGAAAGUCAUUAUUGGGGUCUCGGCUGUGGUAAUCGUGACAUUAAUCCUUGGUCUCGGACUGGGCCUUGGACUGGAUUUGCAGAGAUGUAGAGAUAAAGUGCCGCCCCAGACAUCCUGCAAGAGCAGAUGCUACCAGCCUUAUGACGAUGAAAUCCCUGGCUGCAGGUGCGACACCAGCUGUAACGCCACAAACAGCUGUUGCCACGAUUACCAUGACAUCUGCAUGGCUCCGACCCAGCAGUGGGAAUGUUCGAGGAUACGCUGUGGCGAAGAAAGGCUGACGGAGAGCAAAUGCCAUUGCGAUGAUGACUGCAUGUCUGCAGGAGAUUGCUGCUCCAACUACAAACACAUCUGUCACGGGGAGACAGAGUGGGUGGAGGAUCAAUGUGAGGACUUGUCAACUCCCAAAUGUCCAGCAGGCUUUAAGCGACAGCCGCUGCUGCUGGUGUCUCUGGAUGGACUGAGGGCCGAGUACCUGCAGACGUGGAGUGAUCUCAUCCCUGUUUUGGACAAACUCAGAAAUUGUGGGACAUCGGCUCCCUACAUGCAGGCAGCAUUUCCAAGCAAGACUUUCCCUAAUCACUACACGAUUGUUACGGGUCUGUAUCCAGAGUCCAACGGUUUGAUUGACAACAACAUGUACGAUCCAGUGUUCGAUGCCUCUUUCAGCCUGUCCAACUCAGAGAAAAACAACCCAGCCUGGUACCUCGGACAACCUGUUUGGCACACAGCUAAGCAUCACGGUCUGAAAUCGGGGACGUAUUUUUGGCCAGGGUCAGACGUCAAAAUUAAUGGAAGCUUUCCUGACAUCUACCAACCUUACAAUAGUAAAGUGCCGUUUGAAGAAAGAGUAUUUACUGUUCUAAAGUGGCUGCAGCUGCCAGAUAAUGAAAGGCCUGAUUUCUACACACUGUACCUGGAAGAACCUGAUAAAUCUGGGCACAACUUUGGUCCCGUCAGCGGAGGGAUCAUUUCAGCAAUCCAGGGAGUGGAUAACAUAAUGCGUCAGCUCAUGAAUGGCCUCAAGCAACUUGACCUACAUCGCUGUCUCAACAUCAUUGUUGUUGCUGAUCAUGGUAUGGAGGACACCAGCUGUGACCGGAAGGAGGUGAUGCAGGAACUGGUGGGGGAUACCAGUAAUUAUUUUGUCAAUGAGGGACCAUUUGGACGCAUCAGAGCCAGGGAUAAAGACUCGGUGUUGGACUCUGCUGGACUCGUUGCAAAUAUGAGUUGCAAGAAGCCAGACCAGAAGAUCACGCCAUACCUGAAAUCCAACCUACCAAAGCGCCUACACUUUGCCAACAGUCGCCGUAUCGAAGAUGUCAAUGUCCUGGUUGAACCAAAGUGGCUAUUUGAGAGAAAUCCGGGAUCACUCACAUUCUGCUCAGGUGGAAAUCAUGGCUAUGACAAUGAUGCUGAGAGCAUGCAUGCAAUGUUUCUUAGUUUUGGUCCCAAGUUUCUCCAAAAAAACAAAAUCGAACCCUUUGCCAACAUUGAGCUGUACAAUCUAAUGUGUGAUGUGUUGGAGAUCUCUCCAUCUGAGAACAACGGGACUCAUGGCAGCAUGAAUCAUGUUCUGAGAAAGACCUUCUACAGCCCAACACACCCUCCAGAGCAGAGUAGGCCGACUCAGUGCCCACUGAUCAGCCUGACCCCGGAGGAUGAUCUGGGAUGUAAUUGUUCGGCACUGGCUGGACCUGAAAUUAACAGCCGUUUGAAUUUGACCGCAGAAGAGAAAUCUACUGCAGAAAAGAGGCACAUGCUGUUUGGUCGUCCCCAGAUGCUGCAGCCCGGCCGCGGUUACUGCAUCCUCCACCAAGAAGGAUUCAUCAGCGGCUACAGCCGCGAACUGCUCAUGCCUCUCUGGAGUACAUUCACCGUUGAAAAACCUACCAACUCGGACCAGUUACCUCCUGUAACACCUGACUGCUUGAGGGCUGAUGUGAGAUUGCCAGAACCUCAGAGUCCCAGAUGUGAUCAGUAUGAAGCUGCUAGAAACCUGACUCAUGCUUUCCUGUAUCCACCGAAUCUGAAUGUAACAGUGGACCAACAGUAUGAUGCCUUGAUAAUGAGUAACAUUAUCCCAAUGUACCCUGCAUUUAAGAGGAUCUGGGAUUACCUCCACAACACUUUGCUGAAGAAAUAUGCUUCUAUAUACAAUGGCAUUAAUGUUGUGACAGGGCCAGUCUUUGAUUACAACUUCGAUGGCCGAUAUGACACCCCAGAGCAGAUACAGCAGUUUGUGACUGGGACCGACAUCCCCAUCCCCACUCAUUACUUUGUGGUGCUGACGAGCUGCAAGGUUGUUGAGCAGCCAGUGAGCGCUUGUGGCGGUGAGCUGCAGACUGUGUCUUUCCUGCUUCCCCACAGAGCUGACAACACGGAAAGAUGCAAAAUUUGUUCACUGUUCCUAACCGAGCUGUUCCUCCUGCUCUCCGUGCGCUCCUGGCUGGCGCACGGCACCACCGCCCCGCCGACCUACGAACACACCGACCCGCUCACCGGCACGACGGUGCAGUGUGACCGCUGCCCGCCGGGAACCUUCCUGCGCGCCAGCUGCUCCUCCGAUACGAAGAGCGACUGCGCUCCGUGUCCGGAGGGCUCCUUCACGGAGCUGUGGAACUACAUCGGACACUGUUUGCGCUGCGGAAUCUGCGGACGGAACCAGGUGGUGAAGAAGGAAUGCAGCGCAGACAGCGACUGUCAGUGCGAGUGCAUACAGGGUUACUUCUACCGUCAGGACUACGACAUGUGCGUCCGACACAGCGAGUGUCCAUCCGGGCACGGAGUGCUCACCAGAGGUACACCUGAGAAGGACACAGUAUGUCAGGCUUGCUCUGAAGGCACCUUCUCUGACAUUUCUUCCGCCCAACAAAGCUGCAAGCAGCACAAGAGCUGCAGCGAUGCAGGACUGCAGCUGGUGCUCAAAGGCUCCACCUGGCAUGACAGUGUGUGUGCCAACUGUGGAGAGCGCAAAGAUGGAGCUGAGUACCUUAAGGAAAUUAUCCCAGCUUUCUUCAUUUACCACAAAAUGAAUAUUAAACGGCUGCGUCGGAUUGUACACAGGCUCCCCUCUGCGGGUGGUAAAACGCCAGGAGAAACUUUGGAGCUGAACUUCUCCGAACUCCACGCACGCAUCUGCAACUGGGUGUCCUCUGCCACAGCGGCACAAAUUCAGCAGCUUCCCGACAUCGUGAAUAAAGUAGGAGCAACAAGUGUUGGCGAGAAACUACAGAGCAAGCUCCACCAAGUUGAAAAACAUCUGAGAGAGUCCUGUCGCCCUGAGCUGGACGGGAAUGAAGUUUUAUAAACUCUACGAUGUAUAAGAAUCUAUAUUUAAUGCAGUAAAAAAAAUUCAACAGUUUGUAUAAAGCCUGUGUGUAUAGAAUUUCUGAAGAAAAGCCAGAAAAUAACUUAAAGAAUUUAAAAUAGGUUUAGAAUAGAUUGACAUCCAUCCAGGCAUCCCAGACUUCCCUCCUGUGGAGGUUUAAGUAGAAAGAGUAUUUAAAAAUGUGAAGUACUUACAAAUGUUCGAGGAUGGUUUUUGUUUUUUGCAAGUUUUGGUUUAUUUAGACAUUAGUCUCAGAUAAUCGGCAAACGCUCAAGCAAUUAUCUAUCCCCAGAUGUUUUGAUCCACGGACAGCUCCAUCUGGAUUUGUCACAUAUUCGUGGAGUUAACUGGAAACAACUUUCAUUUAGAGAAAUUUACCCUUAGGACCUGGAGCAUUGUGUGAAGAUUGGUAAAACAAUUCAAAAUAAUGAGAUAACGUUGUUGGGAUCAGAGAUGUAGACAACUUAAUCGUCUGCAUAAAGAGUUGGUUUAAGCGACAUGCCUAACACCCCAUAAUUACAGCCAUGUAGAGGAAACAUCAGUUAACACAAGAAUCGGGGGUGUAUUCUGCAGUGUUACAGUAGAGUGCCAUUGCUUUAAUAACUGUGUAUUAGUCUGUAUAAAAAAAGCUUGUGUGAUGUCAUACUAUUAAGGUGGAAAGUGCUAAAUACUUUCUCAUAAUAAACCGUAAUUUAAAUGCCUGCAUGUCAUUCAGAUGUUGUUGCAGGACAUGCAGGCCCAUGGAAAGAAGGAUUUCUUUUUGCCACUGUUGCACUAAUACGUUUUUAAUAGUCGUCUGUGUGUAACUGAAAAAGAUGAGGAUCAAUUGUGACCCAAUUGCUGCAUUAGACAAAAGUGUCAUACCCUGCUGAGGUAUAUUGUUGUAUGGGUUAGAACAUGUGUUUUGAAAAGUGCCUUCCGACGAUGUUGUCAGUUGGUAUUAUAUUUAUAUUUCCUUCCUGUCUUCCCACAGACACAUUUCUGUUUUUCAUAGUGUUGUUGUUUUAUACCUUUUCCACCUCAGUCGAUACAGUAACAAUGGCAGCUGAAAGGUUGAGCUUUAUAGGGAGUAGAUUUUUUUUAUUUUUUAAAGAUCAAUUAAAGCUUUUACACAUUCUAAAAGUGGUGAUUUGUUUUUACAAUGGCUGUAAUACACACCUUGGGCUAUAUCAGU
Messenger RNA from Fundulus heteroclitus (mummichog), 4853 nucleotides. Its product is annotated as venom phosphodiesterase 1. Gene Ontology annotation, molecular function: protein binding; metal ion binding; nucleic acid binding. The record is from RefSeq and is a predicted model, not a curated record. Gene Ontology annotation, biological process: nucleoside triphosphate catabolic process. NCBI's taxonomy places the organism in Eukaryota, Metazoa, Chordata, Actinopteri, Cyprinodontiformes, Fundulidae. The coding region runs from base 314 to 3658 and encodes 1114 amino acids. The transcript is spliced from 27 exons.